Molecule: messenger RNA, 2529 nt
Organism: Fusarium pseudograminearum CS3096
Lineage: Eukaryota; Fungi; Ascomycota; Sordariomycetes; Hypocreales; Nectriaceae
Exons: 6
Coding region: 1-2529 (842 amino acids)
Source: RefSeq, a predicted model, not a curated record
AUGGAAAUAAAGGAAGGAACUGACGUGCCGCCGCACCGCACCCCGCGAACGCUCAAUUCAGCCGCUAACAUUGGACCGGACCUUCCAAGAAAGAGCCAACAACAAUCCGGCAAUCGCAAAUUCCAGCCAAUAUCCGUCGGAAAAUGCUAUGCGCAAACCGCCACAGAUAGGUUUGGCGAUGGUGCCAAAGCCGCAGUCCGUGAUCGCGAGCGGUUGAACAUGGGCCUACACCCCCAGAACUCCGAAGUCCCCUUUGUGUGGCCCGGUAACGACUCGGACGACGAGAAGCAUAACGGAUCUAUAUACCGAUUAGUACCAUCCAUGCAGAAGUUCAGAGGCAACCUGACUGCCCUUUCCCAAGUAUACAAUCUUUACUUCUCUGCAUAUCAAGGCCGAAUAUUCGUAUACAGACCCCGGGCCGCCCCGAGCCAAGCACUCCCGAGCCAACCUGAUCUACAACUCAAACCGAAACAAAGUAGUGUGGCCCGAUUGGUAGGAGGCGCACUCGACGAAUCCAGGCCGCAUACCGUGAACCAUAUGACAAUCGGAUUCCUUGGCGACGAAGAAAUAGUUCUUGCGUGCUACGACGACGGCGACGUGGUUGCAUACUACACCAAGGACCUUGCGAAACGGAUUUUCACAUGCCGUGGUAUGACCGAUACGUUACACAAAACACAAACAGCUCCGAAGCAGUUCUUCCAUGAGAAUGUUGGGAUAUCAGCUUGGGGUUUAGCUGUACACCAAAAGUCUCGUUUAAUUGCCGUCAGCUCAAACCGCCAUGAGGUGGUUGUCUUUGCCCUCGCCUUGGCCCAGAACCCCCCUAGUCGCAGGACAAGUGUACCCCGAACGACGCAGCCAACCAUUCAAACACGGACCCGGAAUUGGCGAAUUGUGAUCCGAUUGCCUCCAACCGCGGACAAUAUCCCCAAUGUCUGUUUCAUAGAUGAUCGUCAUGGCAAUGCGCAGCGUGUUGGUGCGGUUGAUGUCAAGGGAAAUGCAUGGCUUGCAGAGAUCUGGCAAGGGAACAUAGGGCCAAUAGAGCUUCGGCCAAUAUCCGAGAUUCUGAUCAGGAGUGAAGAGUUCUAUCCCGCUCCGUCUAGAGGAUGGGGAAUAUUCGCACUCGGUGAAGGGGAUUUCUUGAAAGUCAAAACCACGGAGGAGCUGUUUGGUUUACCUUCAGAUCAACUUGAAAUUGUCCCAGCAGGCAAUGGGCAACCUCUGGUGAACAUUAGAAAUGCACUCUCUAAGAUUCCUGACAAUCCUCAAUUGAUCCCGCCACCCCUUACAGGUAUGCCAGCCAUGCAUGGUCCAGCUAUUUGGGAGCCGGGUUUAUUCCAGCCAUGGUUUGCAAUGCCGGAUGGAGCAGGACUACUGGGCAGCGAUGGAAGCGAUGUUGCAGGCGAGGACGAAUUUGAAGACACUGAGGAAAGCGACGAGGAAGGCGAUACGGACGAGGACUCUGAGGUUGAUACGGAGGCUGCCACGGUCACGGUCACUCCCCACAAUUACUGGAACGCCAUCAACCAUGUUCAAGCCCAUGGGCAUGAGCACGACAACGACAAGUCAGUCGCCAGUCUUCCCGAUAACUUGUAUGCAUGGGAUGCGAGGUUGAAACAAGAGGACUUGAAAAGGCGGCAAUGCGCAAAGGAAGACAAGGACGAAGCUGCUUCUGGAGGCAUUGCCAACCCCCACAAGCUUGAUAUGACAUACUUUCCUCAUAGCAACACGGUGCAACCAACGCCUCGGAACACCUUCCAUAUGAUGACUUUCCUGGGGAAUAUUAAAUCCUCUGAGCAUAACCGACAUCCCUUAACACCGCAGACUCAUCUGGCAGAUCUUGGGAAGAAGCUGUUUCUGCUACGAACAUACGAGAAAGAUAUCGAACUGCGCUCGUUCGCCACAUCCCCAAGUGAAAAUUCACCCUCAGAGAUCGGAGUUGUUUGUCCAGACGUACUGACAUUUGGACGGUUUCGAAAUGUCGGCUUGCGAGGGCAUUUUCAUGCGACAAGUAGGCUGAACAUGAUUGCUUUAGCCCCUGAACUUUCUCUCAUGGCCAUCGGAUCACCUACUGGACGGGUUGCGAUCAUAACACUGACACGGAAGGCUUUCCCGACUGAGCACCAUGAGGUUGCCUGGGAGCAUGGAUUUCGAGUGGAGUGGGUGCUACCAACAGGGUCUGAUGAGGCCAAACAUCGCAAGACCCUGCGGCCUAUGCACGGAAUGGCCCUAGGUCCAGUCCAGACAGGCGACAAUGUCGGAGGGAGGAACAAACGGGCAAACUAUGCAUUUUCUGAUCCCAGGCGUUUCCAUUUGGACUCCCUUUGUUGCUUUUCCCAUGCCAGGAGAGAGUCCUGGCUCAUCAUCGAUACCCGGCGGGUGCUUUCAUUAGGUAUGCUAGGCUGGAGUUUUGGCGUCAUGGACAAUUAUCAUGGCAGUUAUUCUUUGGGGGAAGCUGAAAUUCUCAAAUACCGUAGAUUUGUUGCGAACUGGAGGGUUAGCGGAGCAGUUCACAACCGCGCGACCACAUAG